UCGAAUGGAGGAUAUUGCCCCCCACUUUCCAGUGAUUUGCGCCACAAAUUUCGUAGGACAAAUACAAUUAUAAAUGAGCCUUUACUUUCCAUUAUUUUCACAGAGAGAUAAAGAGAGAGAGCAAGGAUAUCUGUUGGGCAAUUUCUAAUGAAGAUUGCGAUGAUGAUGAUGUGGGUUUUGCUGUUGUUCGCAGUGAUGAUGUCAUGCUCUUCUGCUUGUUAUACACAUGAAAGAAAUUCUCUUUUGGAUUUCAAAGAGGGCCUCAACUUCACUUUCUCUUAUAACACGCUGCAGUCAUGGAAGGGAUAUAACUGCUGUGCGUGGGAAGGAGUCGCCUGCCACCCAAUCACUGCCCAUGUCAUUUCCCUGGAUCUCAGCCAUUCCUCCCUCAAUGCCUCCUGGAUUACUGAUGAGUAUUCCUCAUGGCCAUUCAUGUCGUGGAAGGAAAUACGUGGGGGACUAUUCCAUCUGCACCAUCUGGAGCACUUGGACCUCACUUAUAAUGCCUUCUUCCCUCCUCUUGCCAUCCCUUUACAAUUACAUAAGCUUAGCAAAUUGAGGUAUUUAAGCCUGUUGGACUCUAAUUUUAUUGGUCAUAUUCCAAGAGAAAUCAGUAACAUGUUCAAUUUAACAUAUCUUGAUUUGUCUUUUAAUUCUUUGAGUGGCACCAUCCCAACAUCUUUGGGUAAGUUGUGGAAGCUCACAGUACUUGACCUAUCUUCUAGCUCAUUGAGUGGCACAAUCCCAACAUCUUUGGGUAAGCUGUCAAAGCUCACAGAACUUAACCUAGGUUCUAACUCUUUGAGUGGCACAAUCCCAACAUCUUUGGGUAAGCUGUCAAAUCUUACGACACUUUACCUAUAUUAUAACUCAUUGAGUGGCACAAUCCCAACAUCUUUGGGUAAGCUGUCAAAUCUUACGACACUUGACCUAGGUUCUAACUCUUUUAGUGGCACAAUCCCAACAUCUUUGGGUAAGCUGUCAAAUCUUACAACACUUGACCUAGGUUCUAACUCUUUUAGUGGCACAAUCCCAACAUCUUUGGGUAAGCUGUCAAAGCUCACAGAACUUAACCUAGGUUCUAACUCUUUGAGUGGCACAAUCCCAACAUCUUUGGGUAAGCUAUCAAAUCUUACGACACUUGACCUAGCUUCUAACUCAUUGAUUGGCACAAUCCCAAAAUCUUUGGGAAAGCUGUCAAAGAUCAAAAGACUUUACCUAGAAUCUAACUCAUUGAGUGGCACAAUCCCAACAUUUUUGGGUAAGUUGUCAAAGCUCACAACACUUAACCUAGGUUCUAACUCUUUGAGUGGCACCUACACACUUUCUUUCUUGGAUCAAAUCCCCAACAUUCAAGAAGUGCUUCUCUCAAGGAAUAAGUUGACUAUAAAAGUUAAUGCAACUUAUAUUCCCAAUUUUCAACUUGAGGCCUUAGGUUUGGGAUCUUGUAAUAUAGUUGGGGAUUUUCCAUCCUUCAUUUCCACUCAAUACUCUUUAGAGUACCUAGACUUAUCUCAAAACUCCCUUGAUGGAAAUAUUCCAAAUUGGCUAUGGGAUUUUAUAUACCUUGAUCAUCUCAACCUAUCUUCUAACCAGUUUGAAGGUAGUUUACCCUUCAAACUGCUUGGAUUUGAACACAAUUCUCAAAGAAGCUCAGUUAUUGAUUUACAUAAUAAUAGGUUACAAGGAAAUACCCCCAUUUCCUUGCAAAAUGUGGAGUUUUUGGAUCUUUCAGAGAAUCUAUUUGAUGGAUCUAUUUCAAUAGGAAUUGGUCAACAUGGACAAGCUCUUAGAUAUCUAUCACUGGCAAACAAUAAUCUUAGUGGUGUUAUCCCACAUUCUAUUUGUGAAUCAAGUUAUUUGGAAGUUUUAGACUUGUCGAAUAAUAGCCUUAGUGGUAAGAUUCCCUCUAGUCUAAACAAAUGCUUUUACUUGUCCAUGUUAAAUCUAGAAAAGAAUGAUUUCAAAGACACAAUUCCAAAUAUAUUUGGUAAUAUGUCUUUUCUAGAAACAUUGAAACUAGGUUUCAAUGAGCUAAGUGGGAACAUCCCACCAUCCCUUGCAAAUUGCAGUGCUUUGGAAAUCCUAGAUAUGAGGAAUAACAAUAUUCAUGGGAGCAUUUCUAGUUGGAUUGAAAGAUUGCAGAGUCUUCAUAUCCUAAUACUAAAAUCUAACAAGCUUGUUGGAAAGAUGCCCUCAGAAUUAUCCAAAUUGCAAAAUCUUCAGAUCUUGGAUAUAUCAAGCAACAAAAUUUCAGGCAUUAUUCCAAGUGGCUUCAUGAACUUGAGUGCACUAGCAAAUCAGACAGAGAACACAGAUUCUCUUGGAAUAGAUAGUUUUUAUUCUGGUGUGGCUUAUAUAGAUCACAUCAUCAUUAGAAACAAAGGACAAGAUAUGGAUUUCAUGAGAAAUUUGAGAUUGGUAAAAUGCCUUGAUUUAUCGAACAAUAAUUUAUCAGGUGAAAUACCUUGGGAUAUUGAAUCCCUCAAAGGAUUGAUAAUUCUCAAUGUUUCAAGAAAUCAUCUCAAUGGCGAGAUUCCAAAAUCCUUGGGUAGCAUGGUGCAGCUACAAUCACUUGAUCUUUCUAAAAAUGAAUUGUCUGGAAUGUUUCUUGUUGAACUGCAAAAUCUCACAUAUUUGAGUUACUUUGAUGUGUCCUAUAAUAACCUUUCAGGAACAAUACCACAAGGAGGACAAAUGAUGACAUUUGAUUCCUCAUCAUUCUCCAGCAAUUUAAAUUUAUGUGGCCUACAAAUUAAUGUAUCAUGCUUUGGAAGUCAUCUUGCUUCUCCCAGUGAAAAUGAUAAAAAUAAAGAAGUGUUGAAGGAGGAUGUGUGGUGGGAUAUUGGAAUGGGAAUCGGCUGUGGAUUGGGGUUUUCACUUUUGAUUUGGGUGUUGUGUUUCUCCAAAUCUUGGAGUGCAAAAUGCUUCAGAAUUAUGGAUGGCAUUAUUGACUCUCUUUUUCAAACAUGCAAAAGAAGAUUGCUUCAGAUAUUAUAAGAAAUUUUCUUAUUUUCAUCUACUGUACAGCUGUAUAAUCAACCAACCAUAUGUCAAUUGUAGUUGUUUGAAUUUGAAGUCAGUUUGGAUGUUAAGAUCACGCACUAACAUUCCCCAGGGCACAUUUUGAGCCUCAAAAAAUGUAGUUUCCUCUUGUUGAAAGUGAAAAAGUCCCAUUAAAAAAAAAUCAAAAAAAUCAUUUCCAUAAAUUCUAUCAGUAGCAGUUCUAUCAUGUUGGUAAUUUCAGAGUUAGAGAGGUACAAAGUCAAGCUAUACAGAUGGUGGGGAAUUUCCAUGGAUGUGCACUCAUACGUUCAUUAAAUGAAGCCCCCAUGAUCCAGAACCAGGGAGCAGAAAAACUGCAAUAUAUUGAAGAGAAAUCUUAUAUUUCACAUUCAGUGGCUUCUCAAAUGAAAAGGAAAGAUGCAGCCUGCUAAACCAUGGAAGCAAGAAUAGGCAUCAACACCGAGUAUCAGUUAUACAUGGAAGAUUUCCCAUCUUUUCCUUUCCAAGAGAUCAAUAGGGACUAUAUUGAUAGAAGUUCACAUUGUUGUUAAGCUUAUGUUCUGAAGAUUUCCCGAAGAUCAGUUGUACAUGGAAGAUUUCCCAUCAUUUUGUUUGUUUACUAUAUAUUUAUUAUUGUAAAUGUCUAAAAUCAGGAAAGAGAAGAACAGAAUGCAUCACCAAUUUUAAUUGAUCAUUAGCUAUGCAAUUGUAAAUGGAUUUUUGUAUUUGGGACUUGUUUUAACAUUUCUAUUUAUUAAAAGAAAUUGGAUUGAAUUUGAGUUCU
Messenger RNA from Cryptomeria japonica (Japanese cedar), 3790 nucleotides. RefSeq names its product receptor-like protein 19. The record is from RefSeq and is a predicted model, not a curated record. Gene Ontology annotation, molecular function: protein binding. Bases 148 to 3000 code for a protein of 950 amino acids. The transcript has 4 exons. Lineage: Eukaryota; Viridiplantae; Streptophyta; Pinopsida; Cupressales; Cupressaceae.